This is a messenger RNA of Sciurus carolinensis (gray squirrel), 4215 nucleotides long. It is a transcript of the gene Ppp2r5c, whose product is annotated as protein phosphatase 2 regulatory subunit B'gamma. The record is from RefSeq and is a predicted model, not a curated record. NCBI's taxonomy places the organism in Eukaryota, Metazoa, Chordata, Mammalia, Rodentia, Sciuridae. Gene Ontology annotation, molecular function: protein phosphatase activator activity. The coding region runs from base 97 to 1914 and encodes 605 amino acids. Gene Ontology annotation, biological process: signal transduction; protein dephosphorylation. The transcript is spliced from 15 exons. Gene Ontology annotation, cellular component: cytosol; protein phosphatase type 2A complex; nucleus.
CUCCAGCUGCAGAGCUUCAGUUUGUCUUUUUUUUAAACUAAAAUGGAGGCUGGUUUCUUGCCCUAGGAGUACACUGGCUUCCCCGCAGGAGUCUAGAUGUUGACAUGUAAUAAGGCGGGCAGCGGGAUGGUGGUGGAUGCGGCCAGCUCCAAUGGGCCUUUCCAGCCCGUGGCCCUUCUCCACAUUCGAGAUGUUCCUCCUGCGGAUCAAGAGAAGCUUUUUACCCAGAAGUUACGUCAGUGUUGUGUCCUCUUCGACUUUGUUUCCGACCCACUGAGUGACCUCAAGUGGAAGGAAGUAAAACGAGCUGCUCUAAGUGAAAUGGUAGAAUACAUCACCCACAAUCGGAAUGUGAUCACAGAGCCCAUUUACCCAGAAGUAGUCCAUAUGUUUGCAGUUAACAUGUUUCGAACCUUGCCACCUUCCUCCAAUCCUACGGGAGCCGAAUUUGACCCAGAGGAAGACGAACCAACGUUAGAAGCAGCCUGGCCGCAUUUGCAGCUUGUUUAUGAAUUUUUCUUAAGAUUUUUAGAGUCUCCAGAUUUCCAGCCUAAUAUAGCGAAGAAAUAUAUUGAUCAGAAGUUUGUAUUGCAGCUUUUAGAGCUCUUUGACAGCGAGGAUCCUCGGGAGAGAGAUUUUCUAAAAACCACCCUUCACAGAAUCUAUGGAAAGUUCUUAGGCCUGAGAGCGUACAUCAGGAAACAGAUAAAUAAUAUAUUUUAUAGAUUUAUUUAUGAAACAGAGCAUCACAAUGGCAUAGCAGAAUUACUGGAAAUAUUGGGAAGUAUAAUUAAUGGAUUUGCCUUACCACUAAAAGAAGAGCACAAGAUCUUCCUAUUGAAGGUGUUGCUACCUUUGCACAAAGUGAAAUCUCUCAGUGUCUACCAUCCGCAGCUGGCGUAUUGUGUCGUGCAGUUUCUAGAGAAGGACAGCACCCUCACUGAACCAGUGGUAAUGGCACUUCUCAAAUACUGGCCAAAGACUCACAGUCCAAAAGAAGUAAUGUUCUUGAAUGAAUUAGAAGAAAUCUUAGAUGUCAUUGAACCCUCAGAAUUUGUGAAGAUCAUGGAGCCUCUCUUCCGGCAGUUAGCCAAGUGCGUUUCCAGCCCACACUUCCAGGUGGCGGAGCGAGCGCUGUACUACUGGAAUAAUGAAUACAUUAUGAGUUUAAUUAGUGACAACGCAGCAAAGAUUCUGCCCAUCAUGUUUCCAUCUUUGUACCGCAACUCGAAGACCCAUUGGAACAAGACAAUACACGGCUUGAUAUACAAUGCCCUGAAACUCUUCAUGGAAAUGAACCAAAAAUUGUUUGAUGACUGCACGCAACAGUUUAAAGCAGAGAAACUGAAAGAGAAGCUAAAGAUGAAAGAGCGAGAAGAAGCAUGGGUUAAAAUAGAAAAUCUAGCCAAAGCGAAUCCCCAGUACGCAGUGUAUAGUCAAGCCAGCACCGUGAGCAUGCCGGUUGCCAUGGAGACAGAUGGGCCUGUGUUUGAAGAUGUGCAGAUGCUGAGAAAGACAGUGACCGAGGAGGCUCGUCAGGUAACAGGCACAGAGAGAUCUGAAGAAGGACCGUCCUCUUGCGCGCCGCAAGUCCGAGCUGCCUCAGGACCCUCACACCAAGAGAGCCUUGGAAGCCCACUGCAGAGCCGACGAGCUGCUCUCCCAGGACGGGCGCUAGCCGGGCCGGCGGCCGCCGUGCGGCGCGCUUCUGGGUUCUGUAGAAACACUGUCUGUGCCAUACCCGUCAGUUAUCCAGGCAACGCUUCCUUGGCCCGACCCGUAGGCAGUAACGCUCGCCCGCCUCAGCUCCAGACCAGGAGUUCAAACAAUGGUGGCUUCUCACCCUGUCAGCCAGCCAGGCCGCGGCGGUGUCCUCGGCGUCCGCUCGCCCCCGCGCAGCCUGCGUCCGGCUGACAGAGUCAGAGCCCUCGGAAAGCACCCUGUCACAUCCCCAUGUCCUGCCCGCACGGGACGGGAGCCUUUAAAGGAGGCCGUUCCGUGGCGAUGUUUUCAGACCAGAGGAACGCUUUCAGAAGCAUUACCUGUUUUUAAGACUUCAACCUCCGAAAUUGUUUGACGUGAUUGUUAGGCCCGCAUUUGUUUGCUCGACCUCACAGAAGUGGCUCUUUGCUUUCACGUUCUCACAGCCUGCUGGGAGAGUGACAGGACAGCCCUCAGCCGUGGGCACCUGCUAGGCGUGUCUUUUCUUUGGUUACGGCUUGUCCACCAUGUCCUCCUCUUAAGUCUACCGAAAGCCAUAUUUCCGAGUCUGUGGAACAGCUCCAGGAUUCCAGGGGUAAGCUCAAAGGAGAAAUGUGUUUCAAAAGAGCUUUCUUGUGUCUACCUUGACUGGAAUUGAAUUUUUAAAAUUAUGUGUUCAUAUUUUUAUUUGCAGAAUCAAUUUUUCAUCUAUUUACACAUGUUGCCCUUCAACAAGGCUCUUGAAUUAAUAAAAUUUUAUUGUCUAGGAGGCCCACAUUUUGUAGAGUUAGGAUCUGAGUUGAGCCAGCUCUUGGCCCAGUGCAGACUGCAGCGCCUUUGGGCGUCCAGUGCCGCACAGUGGCCAUGACGCGGUCCUCAGAGCCUAGAGGAAGCACUGGCGAGGGUGCGCGGGGUGGGCCUCCUCUGGGGAAGAGCACACUUCGCCAUCCUGUAAGGCAGGAACAGUGGGAGUCCCCAUCAGUCCUCAGUGCUGCUAUGUGUCCCCAGACCUCUUGCAUGGAGUUCGCUAUUGUCCAGAUGGAGAGCACAAGGAGCAAAACCUGUGACCUCGUGCUUUGUCCGUUCUGUAUUUCUCUCAGGGUGGCCAGUAUUGUGACAAACUAUCCUGCUUGAAAGCUACUUGAGGUGUGUACUGCUGUUCCGACAGUGGCUCUAGUUGCUUUUGUCUCUGGCAUACAUAUAACCUAAUGUCAAAUGUCUUGAUGCGAAAGAGGUAAAGCGUGGCUUCUUUUAGGAUCUGUGUUUUAAUCGUGGCCUCUGGUUAUCCGUGGAAGACUGUGGAGUCAGACAUGGGUCCUGUGCGGCUGCAGUGCCCUGCUGCCUGGGUUCCUUUACACCCACUGACGACGCUGAUUUCCCGGUGUCUUGAGGGAAAACCACCUGGGGGAGGGGAUCCCUCGGGUUGAGAGCAAGCGCAAGCACUGAAGCAAAAGAUAGCCCCAGCCGAAGUGGACAAGUCAGUCCACCUUGUGAGAACGCUUCCUGAAAAACUUGACAAGUAUCUAUCCAUUUUACCAUUACGAAAUCUAUGAUUUAAAAAAAAAGUUCAGAUGCCUUCUCCUUUUGAGGGAAAAAGGGUGCUUUUAUUGUAUAAAGCAGCGUCCUCCAUAUUUUGAUAAACCAUUGUUUGAACUUCCGUCUUUAGCUGGUAGGUUCUCACGUAUCCCUGAUCCUGGAUGUUCGGUAUGUUUGAGAGAAAGGUUUCUGGGAAGACUCUCCUUCUGCCCUAGGGGAAAAGCAAACUAUCAUUGUCCGGCUGGUUGUAAAGCUCGACGUGUAAGAACAUCUUUUGGUCUAGGUUUUAUUUCGGCUCUUUAUUGAAGAUAAACAUUCACCAAUGGGGGGGAGUUUUGAGAGAAACUAAUUUUAUUUGACAAGAGUAUUACUUGAUAUUUUGGCCUAUGGAAGUUUCCCUAGUUAGUACUCGGAUUCCCUGUGCUAAUUGUUCAACUUAUAUAUUAUUAUAUAGAGACACUGUUUAUUCUGUACCAAACUGAUUUCAGAAGUACUGCAUUGAAAAUAAACUGGUGACUGUUUUUCUUCAUAAAGCUCUGCGUGGCACCUCACUCUUUCCACAAGGUCCCUGUGCACCAGAAGUGUCCUGGUCCGAGUGUCUGUCCAGUGUGGCUGUAGUACGGCUUCCUUUUAAUACUGUACAUACAUUGUAUCUUUGUUUUAUGGUAAUAAGUAAUAAAAAUGUAGACUUCAUAUUUUGUACAAAAUGUCCUAUGUACAGAAUAAAAAGUUCAUAGAAACAGCAAAAGUAGGUAAGUGGCACAAUUAUUUUUCUUUAGAAAAUAUCUGUAACUUUAUGCUUCAGUGAAAUGUUAAGUACCUACAUAUUUUUUAACAUUUUGUAAUUCAAAACUUUUUUGUUUUGACAUUGUUUAUGAAGAUAAACUUCAUACACUUGCCAUUUAAUAUGCUCUUUUAUCUAAUUUUAAAAAUCUCUAAAAAAUGGUGUAUUAUAUGGACUAAAUAAAGAACAUGUGA